Molecule: messenger RNA, 2178 nt
Organism: Salvelinus namaycush (lake trout)
Lineage: Eukaryota; Metazoa; Chordata; Actinopteri; Salmoniformes; Salmonidae
Gene: clk4b
Product: CDC-like kinase 4b
Exons: 13
Coding region: 130-1587 (485 amino acids)
Biological process (GO): protein phosphorylation; regulation of RNA splicing
Cellular component (GO): nucleus
Molecular function (GO): protein tyrosine kinase activity; ATP binding
Source: RefSeq, a predicted model, not a curated record
UUUGUUGAGUAUUUUGAGUACUUAUCAGUGGUCGUGACAUAGUUUGCAACCGUACUUGAAAUAUCGUUCCCUUAGCUUGGCUGGAAGGUACAGGGUCUUAUUUCAGAACUUGACAACCAGUUGUUUGAGAUGCGGCGUUCCAAGCGCAUGCGACACCCUGAUGGCUGGGUUGAGGAGUAUAGCUAUGAGGAGAAGCAGGACAUUCGCAAACGGCAGAGGCGAAGUUCCCAUAGCAGUGACCGGGAAAAGAGACCGAGGCGGUACCACCACUACAAAACAUACGAAAGGUGUCACCUUGACUCUAAGAAGCUGGAGCGCAGAGCCCAGGAGCCCAGUGUGGAGCGAGAGAGUCAUGGGGACAAGGAGAGGGAUGGGGCCAAGGGUGAGCCGUGUAAGGAGCGGAGGAACAGAGACUGGCACCACUACAGCAAAUCCUCCGCACGCAGUGGCCGUAGCCACCAGAGCAGUCGCACACGACACCGCUCCCGCCGUCACAGCCAGGGGCGCUCUGACUCGAGGAGUCACCGCAGGAAGAGAUCCAGAAGUUUUGAGGAUGAUGAGGAGGGUCACCUGAUCUAUCACAAUGGACUCGUACUAAAAGCAAGAUAUGAGAUUGUAUCCACUUUAGGAGAAGGGGCAUUCGGGAAAGUGGUGGAAUGUAUCGACAAACCGAAUGAUGACACGAGGGUGGCGCUGAAGAUCAUUAAGAACAUUGAUCGUUACCGGGAGGCUGCUAUGUCUGAGGUAGAGGUGCUGGAACAGAUGAACUCCCUGGACGACGAGAGAACCUUUGGCUGUGUGCGUAUGCUGGACUGGUUCGAUUACCAUGGCCACAUCUGCAUUGUGUUUGAACUUCUGGGUCUCAGCACUUUUGACUUUCUGAAGGAGAACGGCUUCAUGCCUUUCACUGUGGACCAGAUCAGACACAUGGCCUACCAGAUAUUCAGAGCUGUGUCCUUUCUGCAUCGAAAUAAACUGACCCAUACUGACCUGAAGCCAGAGAACAUUCUCUUUGUCAAUUCUGACUAUGACAUGGAAUACAAUGCCAAAAUGAAACGGGAUGAGAGAACUUUGAAGAACCUAGAUGUGAAAGUGGUGGAUUUUGGUAACGCCACCUUUGACCACGAGCACCACACCUCCGUGGUCUCCACCCGCCAUUACAGAGCACCGGAGGUCAUCCUUGAGCUGGGGUGGAAUCAGUCAUGUGAUGUGUGGAGUCUGGGCUGCAUUCUCCUAGAGUACUACCUUGGGUUAACACUGUUCCAGACGCAUGACAGCAAAGAACACCUGGCCAUGAUGGAGAGGGUUCUGGGGCCCAUACCUGUCCACCUGCUACAGAAAACCAAGAAGCGGCGGUAUGUGCAUCAUGACCGGCUGGACUGGGAUGAACACAGUUCCUCGGGGAGAUAUGUGAGGAAGCACUGCAAACCACUCAAGCAAUACAUGUCCUCCAGGAGCUCAGACCACGAGCAGCUAUUUGACUUGAUCCACAGUAUGAUGGAGUAUGACGUGUCCAGGAGGCUCACCCUGGAAGAGGCCAUCUGGCAUCCAUUCUUCCACCCCAUGAGGAAGGAGAGGAAAAAGUGACCCUGAAGACCACAGCACGCACUACUCUACAUUUCUCUACUCCAAGGGAGACUUUUAUAGACUGCAUCAGUCCGCUAUCUAUGAGAUUAUUACCCUUGUUUACAUACCGAUUGAGCUUACCUGCCUGCUUCAGAUUUAAUUUAUUUAACUUGUGAAUCCUCUUGAUCCCUUCUGAUUUGUGAAUAAAUUUGUUUACUAUGUUCUCAAAAUUGUGUUCCUUCACAUUGAACUAACCCCCUUUUACAUUUUUUUUUUAAACUUCAGAUUAAUUGAUUUGACAUAGAAUAUUGUCAGCCACAUUUGACAUCGGGAAAAACUUAUUGCUCAUUAAAGUUGAUUGAUUGCUAGACAUAUUUUCUGGUCAUUUUCAAGGCAGCAUGGUCAGUAAGACAAACAGUGAUAAGAAUGCAGUCUGUUGGUCUACUUGUAGUAGUCAUAUUUAUCCAGUUGAUGGCAAUACAACAUCCCAUGACUAGAUUCCAGUUCCACACAUGCAAGAGAUGGGAUUUGAAAUAGACAAGUGCACUUUCCUUGAUAAGUUUUAAAAUGUAUUUGUUGAUACAACAUUUGAAUAAAUAACAUUGAGUGUGA